AAGGAGAGAGAGACGCAGCGAUAUGAGUACACUCCGGUUUGGUUGCGAUCGACUCCCUGACUGCUCUGCCGGGAAAUAAUGUGAUAUGGCAUUUUUGACCGUACGUUGCAACUCCACCUGGGACAUGGAAUACAAGACUGAUCAGAAGGAAACAGGUUUUUUGCUGAAGAAAUCAACUUGAAAAUACCCAGAGACUACUUCUUUUUUGUAUUCGUGAUUGUCAUUCUGGCUCCGGCUGACACAGCACGUAGGACACUUGAGAGCAUUGGGACUUGUCGGGGGCAAAAAAGAAAACUAGAAGGACAGAGGGAAAGGGAAUGAUUGACAGCCAUGGCAAAUGAAGAAUUCUGAGUAUACUUUGUGCAUAGUAUUUGAAGAUACAUCGGUUUGUUGGGUGCAUAAUAUUGUACUUUGGCUUUUACCAGUCAAAACUACACCGAGGGUUUGAGUUUACAACAUUUAGACAAUUAGUUUCACUGUAGCAUGCUUGUUUUCAUGUCAAGUUGUCCAAAGUGACGCUUCGCCACUGUAGAAUCGAUCUCAGAUAUUUGACCACACAUCCCAGGUUCAGUCAUGCACCCUAGGUCAGUGACCUUCAACCUCCCCAUGCUGUUGGCUGUGCUCUUGUUGUGGGGGCCGACGGAGUCUAUGGGCCAGAAUGACACGGAGCCCAUCAUCCUGGAGGGCAAGUGCUUGGUGGUGUGCGACUCCACUCCUUCAUCGGAACCCGGAGGCAACGCCCUGGGCAUGUCGGUCCGCUCCGGCUCCGGCCGCGUGGCCUUCUCCGCCAGCCGCCAGACCAACCACGAGCCCACUGACAUGAGCAACCGCACCAUGAUCAUCUACUUCGACAAUAUCCUGGUGAACGUGGGCACUCAUUUUGACCAAGAGAGCAGUGUGUUCCUGGCGCCGAGAAGAGGCGUGUACAGCUUCAACUUCCACGUUGUGAAGGCCUACAACAGGCAAACUAUUCAGGUCAGCUUGAUGUUGAACGGCUGGCCGAUGAUUUCGGCGUUUGCAGGCGACCAGGACGUGACCAGAGAGGCUGCCACCAACGCCGGUCUGGUGAUUAUGGAGAAGGGGGACAAGGCCUACCUCAGACUGGAGAGAGGCAACCUGAUGGGAGGCUGGAAGUACUCCACCUUCUCCGGGUUCCUGGUGUUCCCCCUGUGAGGAAGGUGGUUAAGGUGUUGGAGGGCUGAAAGGAGGAGCGUUGGAUAGAGAAGAGCAAGGGUGAGGCAGAGGUAAAAAAAAAAAAGGUGGCACUAGUCUGUUACUCUCUAUUCAUCGCACAAAGAGAGGUGUUUUAUGCAAAAACGAUUGUGCAAAUGAAGGUAAUUCUCACUUGAGACCCAAAAGAAGAAAGUACAGUAAACAUGACUUCCCUGUGUAUUUAAUAUGCUCUGUUUCUGUGAAUAACUAGUUAUUGUGUUUAUUGUGGGGGAAAACAUAAAGUAGCCGUGUGCAAUAUAGACCUCUGUGCUAAGAUUAUUUUUUUUCAAAGUGUUUGAGACAUUGCUGUACUCCACAUGACAUCCUGGCAAGCCUACAAAUGUGCCACACUUCCCCUUUACUCUGCUGUGCUGUAUCACAGACAGUCCUCUAUAUGCCUGUCUCCUGCAACAAAUGUUUAUUUACACAGAAAUUUCUAUGGAGGGGAAAAUAUUGAAAUAAAAUGAAAUAACAUUGGC
Molecule: messenger RNA, 1691 nt
Organism: Gasterosteus aculeatus aculeatus (three-spined stickleback)
Lineage: Eukaryota; Metazoa; Chordata; Actinopteri; Perciformes; Gasterosteidae
Gene: cbln12
Product: cerebellin 12
Biological process (GO): maintenance of synapse structure
Cellular component (GO): glutamatergic synapse; synaptic cleft
Molecular function (GO): protein binding
Source: RefSeq, a predicted model, not a curated record